Messenger RNA from Aphanomyces invadans, 460 nucleotides. RefSeq lists its product as hypothetical. Gene Ontology annotation, cellular component: RNA polymerase I complex. Gene Ontology annotation, biological process: termination of RNA polymerase I transcription; DNA-templated transcription. The coding region runs from base 24 to 398 and encodes 124 amino acids. Gene Ontology annotation, molecular function: nucleic acid binding; zinc ion binding; DNA-directed RNA polymerase activity. The transcript is spliced from 3 exons. Lineage: Eukaryota; Oomycota; Saprolegniomycetes; Saprolegniales; Verrucalvaceae. The record is from RefSeq and is a predicted model, not a curated record.
CACCAAACUUGAUCUGGCGAAAAAUGGACGCGUUUUUUGCGAGGGCGAAUGCGGCGGCCGGUCCGUCCUUCUGCAAGCAUUGCGGAUCCAUCUUGGACUUGCCAGAAACCAACUCAAUCGUGUGCUCGUCGUGCGGCUUCACGUGCCGGUAUACAGACUUGCCGUCGCUGACCACGAUCACGUACAGCCAAGACCGACCGGAACCCAAGUGGGUCAAGGAAAAUGUCCAGUCCCAAGAAGUCACGGGUCCAUCGCGCGCCACGGUGGAGGAAACGUGUCCAAAGUGUGGCCAUCCUGAAAUGGAAUUCUACACGCUGCAGCUCCGAUCGGCAGACGAAGGGCAAACGGUCUUUUACGAGUGCAAGAAGUGCGGCCACAGAUACUCCGUCAACACAUAACGCAGCACCGGUCGCAACCAACAUCCAACCCUCGAAUGCAAACGAUUUUGCCAUUUUUCCCA